AUGAUCCGUCUACAGUUAUGCAUUGCCAUAGCAACUUUUAUACUACAAUUACAAUCCGUUCAAAGUUAUCCAGCUUAUGCACCAGAUCCAGGCGUAGAUUCUGAAAGUCUGACGCAUUAUGUAUAUCUUGUGAGAGAUAGGAACAUUCAAAUAGAUCCUGAUGCAAGCAACUAUGUAUAUCUGGUGAAGGAUGAUGAUAAAUGUGCAAGAAAAAGGGGCCGGAAACCACCCAACAGAGACCGGAUCGGCUCGGGUGUAGCAACUGUGGAACCAGAAAUGGAUGAUAACGAUAGUCCGAAUGAAAAACUAUUCUUCGGCAAAUCGCUUUGGAAAAUUAUAAGUAAGAUCGGAAAGAAGAUCGGCAAAGAAAUCGUCAAAGGAAUUGAAUAUGCUUUCAAGAAGAUACCGAGUGCGACGAUAGAUGCAACUCCUGGUAUUGUGGUUGAUCAGAUUAAAUCUUCCAAACAAAUCUAA
This is a messenger RNA of Leptosia nina, 474 nucleotides long. Lineage: Eukaryota; Metazoa; Arthropoda; Insecta; Lepidoptera; Pieridae. The record is from the annotation of a GenBank genome assembly.